AUGUCGUCCACCGGCAUUGAGCGCGCAGGUCACAAUGACGACCCGCCGACCUACGGCUCCUCCUACCACGGGCGCUUCCCUCAGGAAAAGCUCGUUGGCCAGCCGCAUGACGAGACCCUGGAAGCAGGCGGCCGUUCGUCUCUGGACUCGAGCCUGAAGCAGGAUCAUACCCAUCGCAAACUCAAGUCGCGUCAUAUCCAGCUAAUUGGUAUCGGUGGCACGAUUGGAACCGCUCUCUACGUCCAAAUUGGAAGGGGUUUGCUCAACGGUGGGCCGGCGAGCCUGUUCCUCGCCUUCAGCGUUUGGUGCACCUUCAUCCUGGCCGUGACCCUCAGCAUGGCUGAGAUGGUCACCUAUCUCCCGAUCUCGAGCCCCUUCAUCCGCUUCGCCGGUCGCUACGUCGACGAGGCCUUCGGAUUUGCUGCUGGCUGGAACUUUUUCGUCUUCGAGGCCGCCCUUGUCCCCUUCGAGGUCGUCGCCUGCAACCUCAUCAUCCACUUCUGGAGCGACGCGGUCCCCGCCGGUGGCAUCAUUGCCAUCAUCCUAGUCCUGUAUGGCCUCAUCAACGUCAUGGCCGUGCAGUGGUACGGUGAGACCGAGUUCUGGGCUGCCCUCGGCAAGUUCAUCCUCAUCGUCGGCCUCAUCAUCUUCACCUUCAUCGUCAUGCUCGGCGGGAACCCGCUGGGAGACAGGUUCGGCUUCAGGUACUGGAACGAGCCUGGGGCCUUCGCGGAGCUCUACUAUGAAGGCUCACUCGGCAAGUUCCUCGGGUUCCUGCAGUGCCUCAUCAUGGCCUCCUUCACGAUCGCCGGGCCGGACUACGUCUCCAUGGCCGCCGGCGAGGCCGAGAACCCGCGCAAGAUCAUGCCCCGCGCCUUCAACGCCGUCUUCUACCGCCUGACCGCCUUCUUCGUCCUCGGCUCUCUCUGCGUCGGCAUCCUCGUGCCAUACAACGACGAGGAGCUCACCCGCGCCUUCAAGGACGCGGAGCCCGGCGCCGCCGCCUCGCCCUACGUCGUCGCCAUGAACCGCCUUAAGAUCAGGGUCCUGCCGCACAUCGUCAACGCCAUGGUUCUUACCGCCGCCUUCUCCGCCGGCAACAGCUACGUCUAUUGCGCCUCGCGCUCGCUGUACGGGCUUGCGCUCGAGGGCAAAGCGCCCGCCUUCUUCAAGAGGUGCACGAAGAAGGGCGUCCCAGUCUACUGCGUCAUCGCCGUUCUGCUCAUCGGACUCCUUAGCUUCCUCCAGCUCAGCUCCAACACGGCCGUCGUGCUCAAUUGGUUCGUCAGUCUGGUCACCGCGUCGCAACUCAUUAACUUUUCCUGCAUGUGCACGGCGUACCUGGCCUUCUACCGCGCCCUCAAGGCCCAAGGCAUCAGUCGCGACUCGCUGCCGUACAAGGGGUGGUUCCAGCCGUAUGCCGCUUGGUAUGGCCUCAUCGGCACCUUCAUCAUGACGUUUGUCGGUGGCUACACCGUUUUUCUGCCCCUGGAUGGGUACUGGAACAUUCCCGACUUUUUGUUCUCGUACACCAUGGUCGGCAUCUUCCCCGUCUUGUAUUUAGGCUGGAAGUUUAUCAAGCACACCAAGAUCUAUAAGCCCGAGGAGGUCGAUCUGUAUCGCAACAAGGAAGAGGUUGAUGAGUACGAGAGGAAUUUUGUGCCUACGCCGCCAGCCAACACGUUCGAGAAGGUGCUGGACAAGCUUUUCGGCUAA
Molecule: messenger RNA, 1716 nt
Organism: Colletotrichum graminicola M1.001
Lineage: Eukaryota; Fungi; Ascomycota; Sordariomycetes; Glomerellales; Glomerellaceae
Product: amino acid permease
Exons: 6
Coding region: 1-1716 (571 amino acids)
Biological process (GO): amino acid transmembrane transport
Cellular component (GO): membrane
Molecular function (GO): amino acid transmembrane transporter activity
Source: RefSeq, a predicted model, not a curated record